Messenger RNA from Microdochium trichocladiopsis, 2577 nucleotides. RefSeq names its product heterokaryon incompatibility protein-domain-containing protein. Lineage: Eukaryota; Fungi; Ascomycota; Sordariomycetes; Xylariales; Microdochiaceae. The coding region runs from base 1 to 2577 and encodes 858 amino acids. The record is from RefSeq and is a predicted model, not a curated record. The transcript is spliced from 2 exons.
AUGUCUCAGGAGUCGGGAAUCGACAUUACUAGCCUGGAGCGCGACACAACCUUCAACAAACACCCAGCUUAUCCCACCCUUCCCGCCGUCAGAUAUCCUUAUCCAGGCCCGGCCAUAUCCCGCGCCCAUCGCCAGAUCCGGCUGCUGUACUUAGAAGGCCUGCCCACAACCAGCAGUCGUGACGUGCCGGAUGGCUAUGCACACCUCUACGGAGACCUCGUCUUGACAGACCUCGACCGAUCUCCGCCUUACAUUGCCCUGUCAUAUGUCUGGGGCGAGCAUAACCACCUCGACCUGCAAACGAUACGCAUCCGACGGCCCGGCUCAGCAGACGAUGACGCCGGCCAGAUCCCCAUUACAGAGAACGGCUACCAAGCGCUGUGGCAUAUUCGCAAGAACGCUCGUGGCCCUAUCUGUAUCUGGAUCGACGCCGUGUGUAUCAACCAGGACGACCACAUUGAGUUGGGCCACCAGGUCCGGUACAUGGGCGACAUCUACAGCACGGCCCAGUGCGUCUAUGUGUGGCUUGGACGUGGCGACGAGGGUACGGACCGUGCGAUGCAGUACCUGCGCGCCGUUGGCAACUCGUCCGAGCGCAUGCCGAUUGCUGUCGAGCAUGGGCAGGAUGGGCCGAAGUGGAAGGCUUACAAGCCAGUGUUUGACAGAAAGCUGUGCUUGAGUCGGAUUAGAAAUUUCCCUUGGACAUUCGGCGCACGGUUCUUCCAAAAGUCUGCGUCAAGGGGUGAGGGCAAGCUACUACGAUUCCUGCUGCGAAACUGGGUCGUCGAGCCCGAUGACCUCAAGCGCGUCCUCGACAACACGUGGUUGUCGAGAUCAUGGACUCUGCCCGAGUUCAUUCUGGCCAGGGACUCGCUCCUCAUCUACGGGGAUGAGACGAUCCCAUGGCAGGAGUUCCUGGGCUGCAUCUGGCGGGGCUCGUUACGGCGGCACGACAGCCAGACCGCGCACUGGCAAGCGCUUGCACAAGCGUGGCUCAGCCUUCCACGUGACGAGCUUGGCUCCGAUGGCAGCAGAUCCAGGUAUACGAUGCGAGAGCGGCUGCGCCCUUCCAAGACGACUCUGUUCCUCACAGACAAGAAGAUUCUCUGGUACUUUGUGGUGCCUCUGAUGAUCAUAGGGAUCUGGGUCGGCGUACACGAGCGGUUCCAAGACAACAUCCAGGGACCUGACGAGAACGAUGCGUUGUGGUAUCUACGGGUCGUCCUUCCUCCCGUGGCUCUCGCACUCAUCACGGUGGUCUUGGUUUGGUUUGUCCUCAAGAUCAUGUACGGCGCGAACCGGGGCUCUGAGCUGCCGCUCAAGUCCUACGGAGAUGACGAGCUGUUCAACAUGAUCAGCACCGCCAUGCUCAACCGAAGGUGCACCAAGGUCCACGACAAGUGCUUCUCUCUCUACAGCGUGCUGGAGAGACAUGGCAUCAACAUGGGCAUCCCGGACUAUGACCUCGACGCGCAGCAGGUCUACGUCAACUUCUUCGCCCGUCUCGUGCAGGAGAAUCCCCAAGCACUUGCACUGCUCGUCGACGCCGCCCAGUACUCACCUGCUCCAGACUCUACGAGCAGCCUGGGCUCAUCAACCACGCUAAACUCAGCAGACGCCACCACGCUGAGGCCAUCCUGGGCACUCAACCUCGAAGCCCACGACCGCCCGCCCUGGCUCCCGAGAGAGUUCGUCCUGGGCGCCGCCAACACGACCAAGAUCCCCAACGCCGUGAUCUCGCCCCGCGUCUUCACCGACGUCGGCGUGCUGCGCGUGCCCGCGAUCCCGCUGGGCAUCAUCACCUUCCGGACGGACCUGACGGCGCUGUACGAGCUGCACAGGGACACGGCGCGCGAGGUCGCCAAGGCCGCGCUCGCCGAGCUGAUGCUGCUCCUCGAGCACACACAGGACAUGUACAAGGCCCGGCCCCGCCUGCGAAGGAGCAAGGAGGCCAACCUGCGGUCCUCGCACUUCUUGUUCUUCCGCUCGGUCAUGAUGCCCGAUGUCUGGCUCAAGUGGAACCACCAGCAUCACUACUCGACCGCGGCGCCGCGCGAGCACCACCAGUCCAGCAGCAGGACAGAGCAUUAUGGCGGCGGCGGCCGUCGUGUCAAUAGCACGGGCAGUCGCAGUGGCGGAAGCAGCAGCAGGUCCCGCAGUACCAGCAGCACGAGCAAAGGAUUCCGAGCCAAGUCGGAACGCCGCCUGUGGGAGAGCAAGUCGACCUUCAACCAGCUCGCGCUCAAGUACAAGCGCUUCUUUAUCCCCCUGCUGCGCAUCAUCCGCAAGCACCGCAAGUACCGCGACAAGGACAUGCGCAAGGAGGAAGCCUCGCGCGGCACCAGGGACGAAGAGAAGAGUCGAGGGAGUCCUCCUGAAUCGUCAAUGGCAGUAGGACCAAUCAUGCUUGUGCGGUCUGUCGACCGGCUGUGGAAGGUAAUCGAGAGCAAGAAGAAGCUGCUGAAGGCGUUGGACGAGUGGUGCAUGAGCGUGGCGAGCAGCCAGCCGCGGUCGUUCUUUGCGACUGCCUCGGGAUUUCCCGGGACUGGAGGGGUCGAUAUCCGUAUUGGGGACUAG